AUGAGUCAUUCUUUCUUGCUUUCUUUCUUUUUUAUUUAUCAUUCUUUCUUUCUUUUCUUUCUCUCUUUCUUCCUUUCUUUGUCUUUCUUUUGCCUUUUCUGUCUUUGUAUAUGUCUUUACACACCCAUUCUCUUUCUUUUUUCUUUCUUUCUUUUGUCUGAUUCUCUCUUUCUUUUGAAUGAUCUUUUUCUUUCUUUUCCUACUUCUUUCUUUCUUUCUUUCUUUCUUUCUUUCUUUCUUUCUUUCUUUCUUUUCCUGUUUUUCUUUUCAUUAUGUUACCUUUCUUUCCUUUUCUUUCUUUUUUUCUUUCAUGCUUUCACUUUUCUUUUUUCUUUCCAAAUCUUUUUCCUUUUUAAUCUGCCUUCUUCCUUUCUUUUUUACUUUAUUUCAUUCUUUUGUGUUUCUUUCUUUCUUUCUCCACUUAUUUUAUUUCUCUUUAAUUAUUUUCAUCUCAAUGUUAUUCUAGUUUUUAAACUGGCGUUUCCUCCUUUAUUUUUUAAAGUUAUCUUUCUUUCCUUCAUUUUCUUUUUCUUUCUUGCUUGCUUUCUUUCUUGCUUUCUUUUUCUUUCUUUCUUUUUUCCUUCCUUUCUUUCUUUCUUUUUCUUUCCUUCCUUCCUUCCUUCCUUCCUUCCUUUUUCUUUCUUUCUUUCUUUCUUUCUUUCUUUCUUUCUUUCUUUCUUUCUUUGUUUCUUUCUUUGUUUCUUUCUUUCUUUCUUUCUCUUCUUCUCUUUCAUUUCUGAUUUUUGUUUUCUUUGCCUACUCUAUUUUUUCUCUUUGCUUCCUCCACUUCUUUUCUGUGCCUCCUCCACGUUUUUCUUUGGCUACUCCACCUUUUUUUCAUUGAAUUGUCCGGUUCUUUUCUUUGCAUCCUCCACGUUUUUUCUGUGCCUCCACUAUGUCUUUUUUGCCUCCUCCCCUUCUUUUCAUCAACUCCUCAACUUUUUUCUUUACCUCAUAAUUUUCUUUGCCUCUUCCAUUUUUUCUUUACCUUUUCCAAUUCUUUUCUUUGCCUUCUCCACUUUUUUCUUUGAACUCUUCCUCUUUUUCAUUGCCUCCUCCAGUUCUUUUCUUUGCCCCCCCCCCUACUUCUUCAGUUUGCCUCCUCUACUCUUUUCUUUGCCAAUUCCUUUUCUUUGCCUCUUCCUUUUUUUUCUUUGCCUUCUCCAUUUCUUCUUAUCUUUGUACUUGGCAUUCUUGACAAUCUGUCUCUCUUCUCCCUAA
Messenger RNA from Acanthosepion pharaonis, 1221 nucleotides. Lineage: Eukaryota; Metazoa; Mollusca; Cephalopoda; Sepiida; Sepiidae. The record is from the annotation of a GenBank genome assembly.